GAAAGGGGGUGGGGUGGGAUUGGGAGGUGUGUGAGGGAGAGAGAGAGAAGGCGGAGAGGAGUGCGGAAUCAGACUCUGCAUAUGUUGAGUAAACAUGUAUGAGAUUGCCCGCCACAUAAACGGGAGUGUUUCUUAACCUUUGCGGAACGUUAUCACAGUAUGCAUCGAAUGGCAAGUAAUUCAUAACAUUGUUACCGCCGUUAGUGAUGUUAUUAAACGAUAAUUGAGCAUGUCAUUCUGUUUGUCAGCGAAAGAUGUGUGCAAUGAAUCGAACUCGUUCCAUCUUAUCAGUAAUACCCGGUAAUGAUCACGAUGGCAAUUACUGUUAAUAAUAACCACACUAGAUUUGGCGCCGCUCAUGUUGCUGUUUGUAUCAGUUCCAUGUUGCGUGAGCGCGAACACUGUGUCAGAUAGUGUUACUCCUGUUUAGGUCUGCUGAUGCGUCUGGUCGCAAUAUUCUGCGCUCUGCUUUAGGUACGGAGUGUGUCAGUAAGUGACUGUGUCAAGGCGAGUUGGUGAGCUGUCAUUCGAUUUGUGUCCAUUUGGUUCGAGACCGAAGAUGGCGAGGCUAGGGGAAAUGCACGCUCAAUGCCCGUAAAGCUCGACAGUCAACGGUACAGCAUUCGCCGGGGCAGUCACCGUCGCCCUGUUCAUCGGAGGGAUUCGAACAUCGCGCAGGUAGAGAAUCAUUCAGUUUUCUGAAUAUAUAUAUAAUCGUUGAACAGGGUUAACUUGUGUUCAAUGUGUUGGCAAGUCAGAACGGGUGAAGAAUCUGUUGCGCAUCGAAAGACCCGGCGAGCCCUGGGUGGCACCGCAGGUAACGCAGUUUGAAGACGAGGACUUGUGCCAACCAAGUUACAGUGCCAUUACCCGUGUUCUAUGAAGAAAAAGCUAUUUUCUUGGAAGGCGCGUGUGUGAAUAAGCUUUAGAGACUCACUCAGCCCGUGGCGACGUAUAUAGGAGUGCCCUAGUCGCCGGCACAGACGCUGACUCUGCGUCCGGCAGGUUAAGGCCUGGACCUGCGCCAAUCGUGACUCUUGGCUCCUGCCAGCAAACAAACCAUCGCCGUGUGGGGACUGCUUGUUUGGACGGCAUCCCUCUUCCGCGGCAACAAGCAGUAACAAGCCAGUGUCUGCAGGUGCGUGACCUGAAGCCAACCCACAGACCAGAAGCAGACAUUUACAAGGGAAAACAUCAGGAUGCAGGUGUCAUUCGCCUGUACCGAACACAACCUUAAGAGCCGCAGUGAGGACCGGCUGUGUGGCCUCCGCAACGCCCCGCCACCAGGUAGUGGCGGUGGGGGUGGAGGGGGAGGGGGGAGCGGCCAGGGAAACAACGGGAACUACAACUCUCAGAGCGGACCCAAGACCCAGGUCCGGGAGAUGUCGGGGUCCCGGCUUGUUCCGCAAGGCCACGCCCACAUGAAGGAGGCCAUCGGCCGACACAGCAGCAUGAAAUACCGGAACCUUGGGAAGUCUGGUCUGCGAGUGUCCUGUUUAGGCCUAGGUACCUGGGUGACCUUUGGUUCUCAGAUCUCAGAUGAGAUGGCAGAGAACCUGAUGACCAUAGCAUACGAGAAUGGGGUGAACCUGUUUGACACGGCAGAGGUCUACGCCUCAGGCCGGGCGGAAAUCACUCUUGGGAACAUCAUCAAGAAGAAAGGAUGGAGGAGAUCCAGUUACGUAGUGACAACCAAGAUCUACUGGGGAGGACAAGCAGAGACGGAGAGAGGGCUUUCCAGAAAGCAUAUCAUUGAAGGUCUUCGAGGAUCCUUGUCCAGACUGCAGUUAGAAUAUGUCGACAUAGUCUUUGCCAACCGUAAUGAUGUCAACAGCCCAAUGGAAGAAGUCGUGCGUGCAAUGACCUUUGUAAUAAACCAGGGCAUGGCAAUGUACUGGGGAACGUCCCGGUGGAGCGCCAUGGAAAUCAUGGAGGCGUACUCAGUGGCGCGUCAGUUUAACCUGAUCCCGCCCGUGUGUGAGCAGGCUGAGUAUCACUACUUCCAGAGGGACAAGGUGGAAGUUCAACUGCCUGAACUCUAUCACAAGAUAGGAGUGGGAGCAAUGACCUGGUCCCCUCUGGCAUGUGGGCUGAUCACUGGAAAGUACACUGACGGCGUCCCAGACGUCUCCCGAGCUGCUAUGAAAGGCUACCAGUGGCUGAAGGAGCGUGUGAGCAGUGAGGAGGGUCGCAGACAGCUGGCCAAAAUCAAAGAGCUCCACCUGCUGGCUGACAGAAUGGGCUGCACUGCUGCACAACUAGCUAUUGCCUGGUGCCUGCGCAGUGAAGGGGUCAGCUCUGUGCUCAUGGGCGUCUCAAACGCAGAGCAGCUCAUUGAAAACCUGGGGGCCAUGCGGCUGCUCUCCCAGAUGACUCCCACGACAGUGAACGAGAUUGACGCUCUGCUGGGCAACAAGCCUCACUCCAAGAAAGAGACGCGUGCAUGAAGGAAGGCUGAAAUGCGAGGCGAAGAGAUAGAGACUGUGCCGAUGCAGGAUGAGGAAUGCAACACGAGGGAGAGAGGACGCCACACACAGAGGAACAUCGCUUCUUUGCCCUCCUGCAUAACCAAUAA
This is a messenger RNA of Clupea harengus (Atlantic herring), 2575 nucleotides long. Its product is annotated as voltage-gated potassium channel subunit beta-2. The record is from RefSeq and is a predicted model, not a curated record. Gene Ontology annotation, cellular component: cytoplasm; membrane; voltage-gated potassium channel complex. Gene Ontology annotation, molecular function: voltage-gated potassium channel activity; transmembrane transporter binding; potassium channel regulator activity. Gene Ontology annotation, biological process: potassium ion transport; regulation of potassium ion transmembrane transport. Lineage: Eukaryota; Metazoa; Chordata; Actinopteri; Clupeiformes; Clupeidae.